CUCGCGACCAAAGAAAAGAAAACAAAUCUAGGUUAAAGCAUCAAAAACUCUCUCCGACAAGACAUGCUUUCCACCAUUACAGUUCUUUCUCUUUCAUAAAAAUAAAUUUUUCUCUCUUCCAAAAAUCUCUCCUUUAUCCCCGCAAGAAAAAAUAAACUCACAGUCGCCGCUAAUGUCGCCGCCGACGGAGUAUCACGGCUCCUUCCUGAGCCGAAUCAGCUUCCGCCGCAACCAGAUCGUCUCAAUGGACGUCAACAACGAGCAAGAGCUCGAAGAACUCGAGUCGUUCCAGAACCACGUGUCCGAGCGUUUCUCAGAGUUCAUCUCUCCAUCGCCGCCGUCUGAUCCGUUCCUCUCGAUCCCUUGGCUACAGAACCUCCUCAGCGUUUUCACGUCCUGCGAAACAGAGUUCAAAGGAGUCCUCAUUGCCACGUUUCAGAUCUCGAAAACGCCGUCGUUAGAGAGGCUUUUGUCGGAAAUGCUUGAUCGGAUCUUAAAGGCGCUUGAUAUCUGUAACGCCGUCGUUAACGGCAUUGAAUCCGUCAAACAGAGCCGACUUCUAGCGGAGAUUGUUAAGGAUACAGAAUAUUACACAUUCAAUGUCUCCUUUACAUAUACGGAACUUUCUGUAUUUAGCUAAACCUAGUUCUCCUUGAUGUAUCGUAUAUAUACUCUUGUAAUGUCAGCCUUGAAUAAUAAGAAAAUAUCUUCA
Messenger RNA from Eruca vesicaria subsp. sativa (arugula), 712 nucleotides. The record is from the annotation of a GenBank genome assembly. Lineage: Eukaryota; Viridiplantae; Streptophyta; Magnoliopsida; Brassicales; Brassicaceae.